GUACUUAUUUGCUUCUUGGGCGUCAAGAAAUCUCUAUUCUAUUAAAGCAGCGAAUCCCUCCGUCUCUUUAAUCAAACUCUCCCACAAUUUUAUCGCCUGUAAACCUAAUCGGCCAUGGCUCUACUCGGACCGCCGGAGCUCCGAAACGCCGCCCUGCCAUCGCUCGAAACCCACACCACACCACCAUCAUCCGGCGAUCCAUUUGUGGAUCUCAUGGUUGCCAAUUUCAACGAAGCCAAAUCCUCCCCUCCGAUGGGCUUCACCGAGAACAUGGCGGCUACCUAUCUCUCAUCCGGCGACCCCUGCCUCGAUUUCUUCUUCCAUGUCGUCCCCGACACCCCGGCGGGGUCCCUCGAAGCGCGGCUUUCCGCCGCGUGGCAGCAUGACCCUUCCACGGCGCUCAAACUCAUCUUCAACCUCAGAGGCGUCCGCGGUACCGGGAAAUCCGAUAAGCAAGGGUUUUACACGGCGGCGAUUUGGCUCCACAACCACCAUCCCAAAACCCUAGCCUCUAAUAUCUCUCACUUGAUGUUAGAUCCACGCAGAAGACUGAAUGGGAUCGGAGAAAGCGUCUCGCGGUCAGAAAGAGCAUAAAGAUGAAAUGUAAGGGCACAGCUAAGAAGAAGAAAGUUAUGUACAUGGUUCCCUCUCUGCCCAAAGAAGAAAGGAAACUGGUUAUGGCCAAGAAGGUGAUCGAUAAGUACAAGGGCGAUGGAGAUUUCCGGUAUCUCUAUGACCGGAUCUCCGAUUUCUUCGGGGAAGCUCUCAGAGCCGAUCUGGAGCGCUUGAAGGCAGGGGAGAUGCACAAGAUCAGCCUCGCCGCAAAAUUGUUGAAUAAGUCAAUUCUAAUUUU
Messenger RNA from Cuscuta campestris, 853 nucleotides. NCBI's taxonomy places the organism in Eukaryota, Viridiplantae, Streptophyta, Magnoliopsida, Solanales, Convolvulaceae. The record is from the annotation of a GenBank genome assembly.